AUGACACAUCCACUGUCCGUCGAGGAGUACUUCAACGUCAUGAAGCUCAGUCAGGAUGGGAGAUACUCUGCAGUUCUCCUUUUCUUCAUCUUGACAAGCUGUUGGGAAGUUUCGAUGCUUUUUUACGGCUUCUGGUGGUCGCUAGAGCUACCGUUCUCUUCUAAGAACAUUAUAUCAAUUCCUUACGACUACCCAGUCGGGUGCCUAGCCUUUAUCGCCCCCGAGGCAAGAAGUCGAACGCUCAUUUUAUGGAUUCCUACAGUAGUAGGAUCAUUUCUCUUCCUUGCCUUCACGAUGUACAGGUUCUUCGAAUCUAUCCGAGACGACGAUGGAACGCUUAAUCUUAAGAAUUGUCUGCGCCCGAAGAAUAUCUCGCCGAUUAUGAUAAUCUUGGCUCAGGAUGGUGCACGUUGUUAUUUUGUUAUACUUGUUACGACCGCCUUGCGAGCAGUAUUUCUCUAUCACUAUGCGGGAGUGUACCCUAUGAUUAUGCACUGGCAUCUCGUCAUUUAUUGCACUGCUUCCUCCCGACUAGUUCUCAUCCUCCGCGCCGGGGCAGGGCUGCCCACCAAGUUUGUGUCGGGGUUACCUGAACAGUCCCGUCUUGACUUCAAGAAAGCGACGACGAAUACCACCAACUGGGAUUCGACAUUGCCCACAGAUACUCGCUUGGUCUUCAAUUACUCUUUGAACACCAAGGGCGCGAAUGGAAACGGUGUAGCGUAG
This is a messenger RNA of Coprinopsis cinerea okayama7#130, 726 nucleotides long. RefSeq lists its product as hypothetical. The coding region runs from base 1 to 726 and encodes 241 amino acids. NCBI's taxonomy places the organism in Eukaryota, Fungi, Basidiomycota, Agaricomycetes, Agaricales, Psathyrellaceae. The transcript is spliced from 10 exons. The record is from RefSeq and is a predicted model, not a curated record.